Molecule: messenger RNA, 3588 nt
Organism: Chaetura pelagica (chimney swift)
Lineage: Eukaryota; Metazoa; Chordata; Aves; Apodiformes; Apodidae
Gene: CASZ1
Product: castor zinc finger 1
Exons: 12
Coding region: 40-3588 (1182 amino acids)
Biological process (GO): regulation of neuron differentiation; positive regulation of transcription by RNA polymerase II
Cellular component (GO): nucleus
Molecular function (GO): DNA-binding transcription factor activity, RNA polymerase II-specific; RNA polymerase II transcription regulatory region sequence-specific DNA binding
Source: RefSeq, a predicted model, not a curated record
AGAACUAUAUGCACUGACACAGCCUCAGGAAAACCCACGAUGGCUGCCAAGCGCAAAGGCGGCCUGAAGCUCAACGCCAUCUGUGCCAAGCUGAGCCGCCAGGUCAUCUUCGACCACGGGGGAGCCCAGCAGGCCCGAGCAGACAAGGGGCCGCAGCGGGAGAGCAGCAACAAGGACCUGCCUCAGCCUGGGACCAAGGAGCUGGGGACAGAGUUUUCAGAUGGACUCAGCCGUGUGCAGAAGAUUGAGGAGGACAAAAGGAGGGAGGUGAUUGAGAAGUGGGUGAACGGGGAAUACAACGAGGAGCCCUUGCUGGGGCGAGUGGAAGGCAAGGAAUUUAAGGGUGUGGAGAGCGCGGAGGUGCCCCCCGAAGGGGUUUACAUGGUGCAGCCCAAGGGCUGCAGUGACGAGGAGGAUAAUGGGGAUGAGGCAGAGGCUCUGAGAGGCUCACAGGAUGGCAACUUUGUGGAUGACAGGGAUUCAGAUGGUCCAGCCUCCAAGGACGAUGCCUACCGGUCCUCCAGUGGUGACACAGGCUCCAAGGCCUCAGGGGAAGCUUCAUCGCUGCGAGAUUACGCUGCCACCACCAUGAAUGAGUUCCUGGGCAUGUUUGGCUACGACGACCAGAACAUGCGGGACGAGCUGGCCCGCAAGAUCAGCUUUGACAAGCUGAAUGCUGCUACCUCAGAGGCCACCGCCACCGCGGCCUCUCUCCCCGGCGAGGACGCCAUGAGCAAACGAGCCCGCUUCUCCAAGUAUGAGGAGUACAUCCGCAAGCUGAAAGCUGGAGAGCAGCUCUCUUGGCCCAUGCACUUGGUCAAAUCUGAGGAGCUGGGCUCCAAGCUGGGCAAAGAGACUUCCUCAGUGCUCGCACAGCCCAUUCGCGUGCCAGGUCCAGAUGCCUCCAUGCUGACGGAGACCAAAGCCACCAUCCUGCCACUGCCCUCUCCCAGCAGUUCCCAGAUGCAGGGCCUGAUGUCACGGGCCUCCAAAUAUGACUUCUUCAUUCAGAAGCUGAAGACGGGUGAAAGCAUCAGGCCACAAAAUGGCAACACUUACAAGAAGGCCUCCAAGUAUGACCUAGAAAAUGUCAAGUACUUGCACCUUUUCAAGCCCGGAGAAGGAAGCCCAGAUAUGGGAGGAGCCAUCGCCUUCAAGACAGGCAAGGUAGGCCGGCCUUCCAAGUAUGAUGUGAGGAACAUCCAGAAGCUCACUCCAUUAAAAGCUCCAACACCCAGCCUGGCCCCAGCUCCCCUCACCAGUACCCCCAGCAGCACUCCUGUGGCUGGGCCAGAGCAGGCUGUCUCAUUGCCGUUCAACACUCCUGAGUACCUGAAAUCAACUUUCUCCAAGACAGACUCCAUCACAACUGGAACAGUCUCUACAGUAAAGAAUGGAUUACCCACUGACAAACCGGCUGUCAGCGAAGACGUAAAUAUUUACCAGAAGUAUAUUGCCAGGUUCUCUGGCAGUCAGCACUGUGGACACAUACACUGUGCAUACCAGUACCGAGAACAUUACCACUGCCUUGACCCAGAGUGCAACUACCAGAGGUUCACUAGCAAGCAGGACGUGAUCCGGCACUACAACAUGCACAAGAAGCGGGAUAACUCCCUCCAGCACGGCUUCAUGCGCUUCAGCCCCCUGGACGACUGCAGCGUCUACUACCACGGCUGCCACCUCAACGGGAAGAGCACACACUACCACUGCAUGCAGGUGGGUUGUAACAAGGUCUAUACAAGCACCUCGGACGUGAUGACCCAUGAGAACUUCCACAAGAAGAACACACAGCUCAUCAAUGACGGGUUUCAGCGGUUCCGUGCCACGGAGGACUGCGGCACCGUGGAAUGUCAGUUCUAUGGGCAGAAAACCACUCACUUUCACUGCAGGCGACCUGGGUGUACAUUCACCUUCAAGAACAAGUGUGACAUUGAGAAGCACAAGAGCUACCACAUCAAAGAUGAUGCCUAUGCCAAGGACGGCUUCAAGAAGUUCUACAAGUAUGAGGAAUGCAAAUAUGAGGGCUGUGUCUAUAGCAAGGCCACCAACCACUUCCACUGCAUAAGGGCAGGCUGUGGCUUCACCUUCACCUCCACCAGCCAGAUGACCUCCCAUAAACGCAAACAUGAGCGCCGGCAUAUCCGGAGCUCAGGAGUGCUGGGCCUGCCUGCCUCUCUCCUGGGGUCCAAGGAUAAUGAGCAAGAGGAGUCCAGUAAUGAUGACCUCAUUGACUUCUCCGCUAUGAGCUCGAAGAACUCCAGCCUGAGUGCCUCCCCCACCAGUCAACAGUCUUCCGUUUCUCUCAUAGUUCCAGCUGCACCCUCCUCUGCUGCUGACCUUGCUUCCUCACAGGCCAGCAAGUCUGCCAACAGCAUGACACCAGCCACCAAGAUCUCUGGCCUGCUCUCCCAGGCUCUUCCCAGCAAUAUACCCUUGGCUCUGGCACUCUCCAACUCCGCACUUCCUGGAACAGCUGGAUCCUUCUUCCCCAUCAUCCCCAGUCGGGUCUCUACACCACUUCCUGCCAGCUCAGCUAAUCUGAUGACUGCUGGUUCUUCUGGCACCAAUCCAACAUCAUCUACUCCUACGGAUUCCUCAUCCCAGGCUGUUUCAGGAUCUGGUGACCCAGCAGCUACUUCUUCUCCAGCUCCAGCAGCAUCAAUAAUGGAAAGGAUCUCUGCUAGCAAGGGAUUAAUCUCUCCUAUGAUGGCCAGGCUUGCAGCAGCUGCCCUCAAGCCCUCUGUGGCACUCGAAGCAGGGAAUGGACAACCAGCAGCUCCCGGACGGUUCAAUCCAGCUCAGGUGAAGCAGGAACCUGUGGAGGCCAUGGGAUCAUCAUCUGCUGCCAGUCAGGACUCCUUGCAGGAGCACAGCCUGGACCUGAGCGUCAAGGACCAUAGUAAUGAAUCAAAUGGCCACACAGUCUCAGCAAAUUCAUCUCUUUUAUCCUCGCUUAUGAAUAAGAUGUCCAAGACCAGUGCCAGCCUUGGCAACCUGCUGAACAUUAAGACUGAAGGAGAUGGCAGCCAGGCUGGGGCUGCAGAGCCGACACAGUACUUGGGCAAGGCAGUGAAGGCACUUGUCCAGGAGAAGCUCUCUGAGCCAUGGAAGAUGUACCUGCGCCGGUUUGGUACCAAGGACUUCUGCGAUGCGCAGUGCGACUUUCUCCACAAGGUGCAUUUCCACUGUGUGGUGGAGGAGUGUGGGGCCCUGUUCAGCACCCUGGAUGGAGCCAUCAAACAUGCCAACUUUCACUUCCGAACUGAGGGUGGAACUGUGAAAAGUAACUCUGAGUCUCCCUUCUCAACUACUACUGAGAAUAAGGCUUCGCUGGCCCCUUCAUCACCAUCUGCUACUUCUGUCACCAUGGCAAGUGCUCCUGCCCUUGACGUGCCCACUCCAAGCCCAGCGACUGUCCCCUCUGCCCCCACACUGCUAGCUUGGAAGCAGCUGGCUUCAACCAUACCCCAGAUGCCUCAGAUCCCAGCAUCAGUGCCUAACCUGGCAACUUCACCCUUGGCAACAACCUCCCUGGAGAAUGCCAAGCCUCAGGUCAAACCGGGAUUUCUCCAGUUCCAGGAGAAGUAA